CGGAGAUAAAUAAGAGACUAAAGAUGGCGACGGUGGAGGAUUCAUGGGACAAAUUCGGAUCCAAAACUUCCCUUCGGAACACAGAGUCCAGCGGUCCAGUCGCGCAGUGAGAGCCGCGAAACCUCGCGACACCCGGUUCCGCUUCCGUGGCUCCGUUACACGGCUUUACUUCUACACUUUCUCGCUUGCAGUAGCAAAUAAAGCGGAUUUUGGAUUCAGAUCCUCCGAACUGACACCGGAUCCCGCUGAUAUGAUCCCGGACUGAACGCGAACGAGUUCGUGUCGAACUGUGGUCUGGUUCUGGUGAAUGGAGGCCGCUGGAGAGAGUCUGUCUGCCCCGGUGUCGCAGUGAUUUGGGUCGGAACCGGAUCGUGAUGUAUUUUCUGAGCGGCUGGCCGCGGAGGCUCCUCUGCCCGCUCCGGAGCAGCGAGCGGCCCUUCCUGAUCGAGCCCAGCGCGCAACGGUUCUACCUGGCGGUGCUGUCCGAGACCCAGAUCAGCAUCUGGUCCAGCAGGCCCAGCGUGUUGAUCGUCAGUUAUAUCGAGUCUGGGAAAGCGGCUGCACAGUUCGGCUUCUAUCAGCUGGUGGAAUGGAAGCCCGAUGACUCCAUGAUCGCAGUGACGUCUGGGUCAGAAUCGUCACGCGUGUUCAGACAGCAGAUCUCGGUGUUUCCACUGCCAGACGUCACAGCGGUGCAGGAUUACAGCACGACCGCAGGCUUGAUUUCACAGCGCCGCUCUUCUGUGUCUGAGUCAACAUGGAGCAGUCUGCAGCCGGUCACAGGUUCAGACCUGCAGGAGUGGAGUCUUGUGCUGAUCUGCGGCGUCUCUGUGUGUGUUUUUAGGGGCGCUCGUGUUAAGGUGACUCCGGGUUAUAAGGAGGAACAGUGCGCUCCAGCUCUGACCCUAGAGAUGAAGAAACCCGUCGACCUGGAGGCUCCAAUCAGCUGUCUGCAGACGCUGCAGGAGGAUCUGUUAGUGGCGACGGCAGACGGUUAUCUGCACAUGCUGCACUGGGACAGUGUGAGUAACGGCCGGAGAGCAGUGAACCUGUGCACCAUCCCGUUCUCCCUCGACCUGCAGUCCUCCAGAGGAGGGCCGUGUCUGGAUCUGGACGGUGUUCACAUUCGGGAGAUGGAGUACUGCGCUACACUGGACGGAUUUGCAGUGGUGUUUGAUGACGGGCGACUCGGAUUCAUCACGCCAACCGCAAACAGACUCGCCACAGACCAGCUGCAGGGCGUUUGGGCCGCAGACGUCUCUGAUGGCACGUGUGUCGCCGUCAACAACAAAUACAGACUCAUGGCUUUCGGAUGCGCAAGCGGGUCAGUGUUGGUGUACAUGAUUGACAGCUCUACAGGAUCGAUGCAGCUCUCUCAUAAACUGGAAUUAACCCCGAAACACUACCCAGAUACCUGGAAUAAGACGGGUGCUGUGAAGAUGAUCCGCUGGUCUCCGGACUGCAGCGUUGUCAUGGUGACGUGGGACUGUGGCGGUCUGUCUCUGUGGAGUGUGUUUGGAGCUCAUCUCAUCUGCACACUCGGGGAGGACUUUGCCUAUCGCUCAGACGGCACUAAGAAAGAGCCUCUGAAGAUCAGCUCUAUGAGCUGGGGUGUGGAGGGAUAUCAUCUGUGGGUGAUCAGCAGCACAGACGCGACUCCUGUUCCCGACGGAGCGGAAGGAGACGAGAAACUCCAGCAGACCGGCAUCCUGCAGUUUCAGUUCAUUAAGAGCGCGCUGACCGUCAACCCGUGCACAAGUAAUCAGGAGCAGGUGUUGCUCCACGGAGAGGAUCGUCUGUAUCUGACCUGUGGAGACCCGACUCAGGCUCACAGUGUGUCGGAUAAGAGCCCGUCUCGGGACAGCGGCAGCCCUCUCUCUCAGGGUCUCAGCACUUUACUGGGCCACAAGCACUGGCAGGUGGUUCAGAUUCACAGCACAUAUCUAGAGACAAACUGGCCCAUCAGGUUCGCAGCUAUAGACUGGUCUGGUCAGUGUGUGGCCGUAGCUGGCCGGCAUGGAUUUGCACAUUACUCAUUAUACACCAGAAAAUGGAAACUGUUUGGUAACGUCACACAGGAGCAGAAUAUGACGGUGACGGGAGGUCUCACGUGGUGGGACGACUUUGUUGUUGUUGCCUGUUACAAUUUCAUUGACCGGCAGGAAGAGCUGAGGUUAUACGUGCGCACAUCUAACCUGGAUAACGUGUUUGCCAGCAUCACUAAACUUCAGGCCGACACGCUGCUGCUGAACGUGUUUCGUAACGUGGUGAUUCUGUUCAGGGCCGACUGCUCCAUCUGCCUUUACAGCAUCGAGAGACGACACGACAGUUUGAAUAUGGAGGUUCCGGCGGUCAGCCGUCAACACGCCACUCUGCUCUUCAACACAGCUCUGGAACAGGGCAAAUGGGAUCUGUGUCGUCACAUGAUCCGCUUCCUGAAGGCCAUUGGUUCAGGGGAGAGCGAGACUCCGCCCAGCACACCUACCACUCAGGAGCAGAGCUCCACGGGGGGCUUCGAGUUCUUCCGGAACCGCAGCAUCAGUCUGUCUCAGUCGGCCGACAGCAUUGCCGGAGGAAAGUUCAACCUGCAGAAGACCCUGAGCGUGCCGUCUGGACCGUCCUCCAAAGGCGGAGAGCGCUGGUGUAAGGACAGUGACUCUGCGGAGAAUCUCUACAUUGAUAUGAUGCUGUGGCGUCACGCGAGGCACCUGCUGGAGCAGAUCAGACUGCGGGAUCUGGGCUGUUUCUCUGCUCAGCUGGGCUUCGAGCUGAUUGGCUGGCUGUGUCGGGAGCGCACGCGGGUCGCACGGAUCGACGACUUCGUUACCGCCCUCAAAUGCCUGCACAAGGACUUCCUGUGGCCAUUUCCUGUAAUCCCAGCAUGCUCCAUUAGCUCGCCGCUGAAGAACGGACGCUGCCGUCCAGUGUUGAGUUCUCGUUUGCUGAAGUCUCAGUCUGCGGACAGUUUGCUGAACAGUGACAUGGACACCACGCCCCCUCAGGUCACCACAGCCAAUCACAGCUGGCUGGACAGUUUGGGGGCGGUCUCAAAGGAACUGGGCUCCGCCUCCUCUCACGGAGGGCCGCAGACGCAGGAGGCGUUUCUCUCUCCUCUCAUCAACAAAGGAGAGGAGUGCAGCAUCGGUUCAGCCACGGACCUGACUGAGACCAGCUCCAUGGUGGAUGGUGAUUGGACGAUGGUCGACGAGAAUUUCUCCACCCUCAGUCUCAGCCAAUCAGAGCUGGAGCACAUCUCCAUGGAGCUGGCCAAUAAAGGGCCGCAUAAAAGUCAGGUUCAGCUGCGGUAUCUGCUGCACGUCUUCAUGGAGGCCGGCUGUCUGGAGUGGUGCGUCGUCAUCGGGCUGAUCUUACGAGACGCCGGCGUCAUUAAGCAGGUCGUGGGGUUUUUGGACAGUCCAGAAGUCCCACCAGAAACGGUCCAGAGCAUCCGAGCCGGUCUGAAAGCUGUCGACCUGUGGGCCUCGUCUGAUUGUCUGGGCUACAAGCCGUUCCUGAACCUGAUUGGUCCGCAGCUGCUGAAGCUCCUGGAGGUUCCUGUGGAGCAGGUUCAGCCCGAAGCCUUCCAGCCGACCGGAGCGUCCAAACUGAGCGAGCCUCCGCUGCUGCUGCUGCCCCGAGCCGAGGAGCUGACCGCUGCUCACCCGCUGCCCUCGGACGGCCCCGCCGGAGCCAGCGCCCGGCCCCUGAACGACACGCCGCCGGAGGAGCAGGAGCCGCUGGAGGAGGGAUCGUACGACUGCAGGCUCUCAUGAUGCCGCGCUCCAGCGUGUGUGUGUGUGUGUGUGUGUGUGUGUGUUCCUGCUCGUCCACACUGCAGUGUCCUGUGUGUUUUGCUGCGUUUUCAACAUCCUGUGGUCAACAGCAUCAUGUUUUUCUCUCUUCACCUCCACGCUGCAAAAAAUCUGUUUCUUCGUUAGUAUUUUUGUCUUUUUUUGUUUUUAGCUCUUCCAGUACAAACAUCUAAACAUUCUGACAUCAAGAUACAUUUACUGGAGAAAUCAAAUAUCGCUGAUAAAAGUCAUCAAAAUGAAUCGAGUUCAUGCUUAAAACAAGAAAAUAUAUCAAUGUUGUUGUUUGUUUUUU
Sinocyclocheilus rhinocerous is the source of this 4104-nucleotide messenger RNA. RefSeq names its product RAB6A-GEF complex partner protein 1-like. The transcript is spliced from 25 exons. Gene Ontology annotation, cellular component: Golgi membrane; Ric1-Rgp1 guanyl-nucleotide exchange factor complex; cytosol. Gene Ontology annotation, biological process: intracellular protein transport; retrograde transport, endosome to Golgi. Gene Ontology annotation, molecular function: protein binding. Lineage: Eukaryota; Metazoa; Chordata; Actinopteri; Cypriniformes; Cyprinidae. The record is from RefSeq and is a predicted model, not a curated record. Bases 375 to 3773 code for a protein of 1132 amino acids.